AGCAGGGGUGUGCAUGUGACCCCAAGAGGCCAGGACAGGUAGGCGCACAUGCCACAUCCCCCGCGAGCAACUACUACCAUGGCAUCCUCCCCUCCACCUCCUCGCCAGGAAGAGGACCAGCAACGGGAAGAAGGGCACCACCAUGGCGACGGAGGCGACGACGACCAGAUCACCACACCGCUCCUGGUGGAAGCGGCGACGACGUCGUCGCCGUCGCCGUCGGAGGGAGACGAUCCAGAGAACUCGCCGAUCGAGCAGGUGGCGCUGACGGUGCCGGUGGGCGACGACCCGUCGACGCCGGUGCUGACGUUCCGGAUGUGGGUGCUGGGCACGGCGUCGUGCGCGCUGCUGUCGUUCCUGAACCAGUUCUUCUGGUACCGCAAGGAGCCGCUGACCAUCACGGCCAUCUCGGCGCAGAUCGCGGUGGUGCCGCUGGGCCGCCUGAUGGCGGCGGCGCUCCCCGCGCGCGCCGUGCUCCGCGGCACCCGCUGGGAGUUCUCGCUCAACCCGGGCCCCUUCAGCGUCAAGGAGCACGUGCUCGUCACCAUCUUCGCCAACUCCGGCGCCGGCACCGUCUACGCCAUCCACGUCAUCACCGCCGUCCGCGUCUUCUACGGCAAGCACAUCACCUUCUUCGUCUCCCUCCUCGUCGUGCUCACCACCCAGGUGCUGGGGUUCGGCUGGGCGGGAAUAUUCCGGCGGUACCUGGUGGAGCCGGCGGCGAUGUGGUGGCCGUCUAACCUCGUGCAGGUCUCCCUCUUCAGGGCGCUCCACGAGAAGGAGCGGCGCGUGAAGGGAGGCAUGACGCGGAACCAGUUCUUCCUGGUGGCAUUCGUCUGCAGCUUCGCCUACUACGUCUUCCCGGGCUACCUGUUCCAGAUGCUCACCUCCCUGUCGUGGCUCUGCUGGGCGUUCCCGCGCUCCGUGGUGGCGCAGCAGCUGGGGUCGGGGCUGAGCGGGCUGGGCGUGGGCGCGGUGGGGCUCGACUGGUCCACCAUCUCCUCCUACCUCGGAAGCCCGCUCGCCAGCCCCUGGUUCGCCACCGCCAACGUGGCCGCCGGCUUCGUCCUCAUCAUGUACGUCAUCACGCCCGCCGCGUACUACUGGCUCGGCCUGUACGGGGCGCGCAGCUUCCCCAUCUUCUCCGACGGGCUCUUCACCGCCGCCGGGCAGACGUACAACAUCUCCAGCAUCGUGGACUCCAACUUCCGGUUCGACACCGAGGCAUACGAGCGCAACGGCCCGCUCUACCUCAGCACCUUCUUCGCCGUCACCUACGGGGUCGGCUUCGCGUCCCUCACCGCCACGGUUGUGCACGUCUUCCUCUUCCACGGGAGCGAGAUCUGGCAGCUGAGCAGGUCAGCGUUCCAAGAGAAGAAGGUGGACGUGCACACGAGGCUGAUGAGGAGGUACAGGCAGGUCCCCGAGUGGUGGUUCAUCUGCAUCCUCGUCGCCAACGUCGCCGUCACCAUAUUCGCCUGCGAGUACUACAUCGAGCAGCUCCAGCUGCCCUGGUGGGGCGUCCUGCUCGCCUGCGCCAUCGCCUUCUUCUUCACCCUCCCGAUAGGGAUCAUCACAGCGACGACGAACCAGACUCCAGGCCUGAACAUCAUCACCGAAUACAUCAUGGGGUACCUGUACCCGGGCCGUCCCGUCGCCAACAUGUGCUUCAAGGUGUACGGCUACAUCAGCAUGACGCAGGCGCUGGCCUUCCUGCAAGACUUCAAGCUGGGCCACUACAUGAAGAUCCCGCCGAGGACCAUGUUCAUGGCGCAGGUGGUGGGGACGCUGAUCGCGGCGCUCGUGUACAUCGGGACGGCGUGGUGGCUCAUGGACAGCGUCCCCAACAUCUGCAGCACGGAGCUGCUCCCCGCCGACAGCCCCUGGACGUGCCCCAUGGACCACGUGUUCUACGACGCGUCCGUCAUCUGGGGCCUCAUCGGCCCGCGCAGGAUCUUCGGCGACCUCGGCACCUACUCGGCGGUCAACUGGUUCUUCCUGGGCGGCGCCGUCGCGCCCCUCCUCGUGUGGCUCGCGCACCGGGUGUUCCCGAGCCAGAGCUGGAUCCUGCUCGUCAACAUGCCCGUGCUCAUCGGCUCCACCGGCAUGAUGCCGCCGGCCACCGCCGUCAACUACACCACGUGGAUCAUUGCCGGGUUCCUGUCGGGGUACGUGGUCUACAGGUACCGGCGUCACUGGUGGGAGCGCCACAACUACCUGCUCUCUGGCGCGCUCGACGCUGGCCUGGCGUUCAUGGCCGUGCUCAUCUACCUGUGCUUGGGCUUGGAGAACGUCGGCCUCAACUGGUGGGGCAAUGAUCUGGACGGGUGCCCUCUCGCCUCUUGUCCCACUGCCAAAGGUAUCGUUGUUGAGGGCUGCCCGGUGUAUACAUGAGGAAUUGAGAACCCAUGCAUUCGGAGAAGAGAACAUGGCAAUGCAAGUGGACAAGUGUCUCAAGAGCAAUGUAAAUAAUUUAUCUUUUCAAACAAUUUAGGGAUGGGAAAUUGGUGUUCCUUUCAUUGUAAAAUGGCUGGUAAUUACGGCUAUUCCAGCUCGGAAUCAAAUUUAUUCCGUGGUACAAC
Molecule: messenger RNA, 2582 nt
Organism: Zea mays
Lineage: Eukaryota; Viridiplantae; Streptophyta; Magnoliopsida; Poales; Poaceae
Product: oligopeptide transporter 9
Biological process (GO): transmembrane transport
Molecular function (GO): oligopeptide transmembrane transporter activity
Source: RefSeq, marked validated